GCAUGCUAGUUUGUUUCCCAUACCAUCACCUUCACUUACCACCUCUUUGCUUUAUUUCCUUUCGUUCUUUCUUUAUUUUCCUUUGUGGAUUCCUUCUCUUAAAUUUUCGACUCAAUUCGCCAAAACUCGGUUACAUAUUUGUUUUUCUCACUAUCAUCUACCUAGCCCUUGAUAUACACAUAACUCUACAAAAUUUCACUCAAUUAAAGAGAAAUGGCAUCAAGCUCUACGACUUCUUCGCGUACUUCUGGUUCCUCCUGGACAACAAAGCAGAACAAGCAAUUCGAAGACGCUCUGGCUUUAUAUGACAAGGACACCCCUGACCGCUGGCAUAAUGUGGCCAGGGCUGUGGGUGGGAAAUCGGCGGAGGAAGUGAAGAGGCAUUAUGAAAUCCUUGUGAGGGAUAUCAUGCAGAUAGAAUCUGAUCAAGUACCUUUACCCAAUUACCGGGCCAUUGGAAGCAACGGGAGAGGAUUUGGUCAUGAACAGAGGCUUCUGAAGAAUCUAAAGCUCCAAUGAAGCAAAAAUUGCGCCUUUGUGGUGGGUGAAUUUUAUAAGAAAAGCAUAUGUAUAAGAACUUAAGAAUGUAAAAUGGACAGUGUAAAAGUGGUUCUUGUAUUCUCUUUUAUCCUGUUCUCCUAGUGUAUGUUGAAUCUGUUCAAUGAAUGCAAAAAAAUCAACUCGAAUAACCAUGUUAU
Messenger RNA from Cornus florida, 698 nucleotides. RefSeq names its product protein RADIALIS-like 3. The transcript is spliced from 2 exons. The record is from RefSeq and is a predicted model, not a curated record. Bases 214 to 519 code for a protein of 101 amino acids. Gene Ontology annotation, molecular function: DNA-binding transcription factor activity. Lineage: Eukaryota; Viridiplantae; Streptophyta; Magnoliopsida; Cornales; Cornaceae.